Molecule: messenger RNA, 684 nt
Organism: Paramecium sonneborni
Lineage: Eukaryota; Ciliophora; Oligohymenophorea; Peniculida; Parameciidae
Source: the annotation of a GenBank genome assembly
AAAUUAUCUCUAGAGUAUAAUUUUUAUAUGUCCAAAAAAAUUAAACUUUACGGCAUAGAUAUUGAAAGUGAUGAUGAUGUAGAAUAUGUCCCUGAAGAAUCAGAUGAUUCCAAUCAUAACAAAAAUACAAAUCAUCCUAAAAUAUUAAAUAUUGAUGAGAUCUACUAAGAAAUGAAAAAAAUUGAUCUUUAUCAACCUAAGAUUUGUACCAAGACUCCAUAGUAAAUUGUAAAGGAAGUACUUGAUGGUAAUCAAUUAUUGUAUCCAAAGAACAGAAUCGUGUUUAAGUGAAACGAGUCAAAUUUGCCGGAAAAUCAUUUUUAAUUAAUGAUAAAGGGGAAAUAUAAGAAGAAAACAUAGAACCUGCAUAAUCUAAAUAAGUUAAAUAACCUACUGGAAAUUGUAAUCAAUAAUCUUAUAUUAGCUUUGUCUAUGAGAGAGUUGAGAGAGAGCUUUCGAUAUUACAGAGAAGUUAUUAAGAAAUUGACCAAUAAAGCAAAGACCAUUAAUUCUGUGACUAAAUCGAAAUUAGAUUGGAAGUAAUAUACGACAAAAGAAAAACUUGAAUCAUAAAUGGAAUAAAAAAGAAAGAGUGGUUAGGGAAUCCUUGAGAAAGCCAAGUUUAUCAAUAGAACCAAUGAAAGAGUUAAAUCAAUUAGACAUAAUAAAAUUAAAAAAUUAUGA